AUGGCCUGGACGGGGUGGUUGUUAUUAAUUGUGAGUUGCCUAUUUUCCAUUUUAACCGUUGCUGAUUCAGCUGUUAUUCCACUGGACAAUUCAAUUCAAUCCGUGAAUGAGACGUUCAUGUAUUUUGCGUACGGAAGUAAUCUGCUCUCGAAACGUAUUCUUUCUGAUAAUCCGACAGCUGUACGGAAAACCAUUGGAGUUUUGGAGAACUACAGACUGGACUUCAACAUACAGUCGAGAAAUUGGAAUGGAGCCGUGUCAACAAUAGUUGAAGACGACGAUUACCAUGUUUAUGGAGCGAUCUGGGAAAUUGAUAUAUCUAAUAUGGAUGAAUUGGAUCGACAAGAAGGAGUCGAAAAGAAUUUGUACAGACCCUUAACGAAGAGCAUAAUAACACCUGACGGUGAACGGAUUGAUUGUCGCGUAUAUCAGGAAGUAAACUACCCCGACGAAUUUUACGAAUUGGAAGACCUACCGAUUGAUCGGCAACCGAGUCGAAGCUAUUUGAAUUGCAUUUUGAAGGGGGCAUACGAAAGUCAGCUGCCAAUUGAAUACAUCUACGAUUUAUGGAAAAUACCACACAACAAUCAGGACGCAAACAAUUUUAGGUUUAGACAAUUGUGUGAUUGAACAUUAUGAGUGGACGGUGGAACACUGAUUACUCGUCAAUUCAGCGCACGUUCCGCGUAGCAGCCAAUUAUUUAAAUGGUCUCAAUCAUAGUUUUUUACGUUGAAAAGACUAAAGAUACGUCGUUCGUCUUUGUGACAUCAAAGAAAUGUUGUGAAUGCAUGAAAUAAGAAUGUCAACAGUGGUCAGCGGACAGUAUGG
Messenger RNA from Bradysia coprophila, 829 nucleotides. Its product is annotated as gamma-glutamylcyclotransferase-like. NCBI's taxonomy places the organism in Eukaryota, Metazoa, Arthropoda, Insecta, Diptera, Sciaridae. Gene Ontology annotation, molecular function: gamma-glutamylcyclotransferase activity. The record is from RefSeq and is a predicted model, not a curated record.